This is a messenger RNA of Morchella sextelata, 5502 nucleotides long. RefSeq lists its product as uncharacterized. Gene Ontology annotation, biological process: DNA integration. Gene Ontology annotation, molecular function: nucleic acid binding. The record is from RefSeq and is a predicted model, not a curated record. NCBI's taxonomy places the organism in Eukaryota, Fungi, Ascomycota, Pezizomycetes, Pezizales, Morchellaceae. Bases 1 to 5502 code for a protein of 1833 amino acids. The transcript is spliced from 5 exons.
AUGUCGGUCGCCCAAAUCGCACAAAGGAAGGCCCUCUUCGAGGUAGUCAACCUUAGUUCGCUCGACGAGGUCCUUGGCCUCCCAGAGCUCAAUACCACCCUCGCUGCUGAGGUUGAGAGAUCAAUCGGCGGCAGAGACCACCGCGACUCCAGUCAUUUGAUGACCCUCCUCUUAUUAGGAACUAUUCAUCAAAACAAACAGCUCGCCGAAGCAGUCUCCAAGCUAGGAGACGACAUCGCCUCCCUGAGGGAGUCAAUCGCAGCCCCCAAAGCUGCUCCCACCCCCUCAGACCCUCUCAUCGUCCAAAAACUGGACACCCUCAUCGGGAGAACCAGCCUCCCCCCUCCCGCACCCCAGGCCCCCCACAGGCCUACCCCGCCCGCCAAGCCUGCCCAACCGAGGGCAACCCCCAUGUAUGCACAAGUGGUUCGAUCCACCCCCAACCCACCCAACCCCCCCAGCAAGAAGGCAGCCAAGGCAGCCGCAGCCCCGGCCCCAGGAUCUCUGGUCGCGACUAUGUCCGACACCACUCAGGAUACGCUGUUGCAGCGUCUUUCAGAAUUUCUGACCACCUAUGGUCCCCUCCCAGCCGAUAUAGACUUCGGCGAAGAACUUACGGAGGCUCAUAGUCUUAUUGCUGAGUGUUUGGAGGCUCUCAUCAAGCCUCUUGACACCCCUGCGCCAUUAGAACCCGUUAUCGAUACGGCCCAGGAAGAGGUCAUUGUCGGCCUCACUACAGAACUAGAAGCAGCCAAUGAAAAGGCUGCCGAUUUUUGGCAAACCUUGUGCGAUAACCAGGAAGAUUCUACCGAAAUCAUCCGAGGUCGCGACGAGGUUAUCGUUGCUUUGAAGAUUGAGCUGGAGGAAUCGAAGGUUGAAGAAGAAGAGCUUCGGUUCCGUCUCGCACUACACCAGGAAAAUCUCGCCAUUGCCGAUGAGAACCUCGCUGAUGCUGAAGAUGAAAUUCUUCACAUCACUUCUGUUGCAAAAGCCUGGGAAGUUCAAGCCAAUGCCACUAUUGCCGAUCUUCGCUCCCGUGUCUCCGUUUCUGCCGCUAGAGUUAAAACCCAAUCUCGCCAUGUUUCCAAGUCUCGCUACCUCGCCCCUCGCUCCCAAGACCCCCGUACCAUUAACAAUUGGCGAGAAAAGCCAAUUGAACAAGUGUCUCAAAAGUCGGCGUUAAAAGUCUCUGUUAUUUCUGCUGCUACCGUGUCAGAGGACAAGAUGUCCGAAGACCCUCUUGUCGUUACCUGUUCGGUUUCUCAGAAUUCUGACUCUUUUAUACCCACUUAUGCCCUUAUUGAUACCGGAGCCUCUGGAUAUGCUUUUAUUGAUGAAUCUUUUGCACGCCAUAAUAAUCUCACAAUGACCCGCCUUAAGGUACCUCGUCAGGUAGAUGUUAUGGAUGGGAGGCCUAUUGAAUCAGGAAAGAUCACCCAUAUUGUCAACGUGUCGCUGGAUAUCCAUGGUCAUCGAGAGACUGCAUUAUGUUUUGUAACGAAGCUGGGACACUAUCCAAUGGUGAUGGGAAUACCUUGGAUGCGACGUCACGAUGUUACGAUUCGGCCGAAGGAAAAUUUACUUGUUUUUGACUCUCGAAGCUGUUGUCAACACUGUUCACUCAGUGGAACGACAGUCACUGCCCAUGGGAUAUCGAUCCCUCUACCGGAACAUCAUACUGUUGUUGUUUCAGCAGUUGAAAAAUCCACCGUCGACAUCAAGCAACUAGUACCAAAGGAGUUCUACCAUCGUCUCCAUAUGUUUCAAGAAUAUGAUGCUUCAGUCCUUCCACCACAUCGGCCGUCCCACGAUAUUGAAAUUGUUUUAGAAGAAGGAAAACGACCACCGUAUGGACCAAUAUAUGGCCUUUCCCAGGUGGAACUAAAAGCACUACGGGAAUACCUCGAUGAAAAUCUACCCAAGGGAUUUAUUCGAGCUAGUGAAUCACCAGUGGGAGCACCCAUACUAUUUGUAAAGAAAAGUGAUGGGACUCUCCGGCUCUGCGUGGAUUAUCGAGGUCUCAAUGCAAUCACGGUUAAAAAUCGGUAUCCGUUACCACUUUUGAAGGAAACUCUGGCUAAACUGUCAAAGGCACAGUAUUAUACCAAGUUGGAUUUGCGAUGGGGAUACAAUCAAAUCAGGGUAGCAGAGGGGGAUGAAUGGAAAACAGCAUUUAGAACUCGUUAUGGACAUUUCGAGUAUACCGUAAUGCCAUUUGGAUUAGCGAAUGCCCCUGCCACAUUUCAACAUUGGAUUAAUGAUAUUCUACGCCCCUACCUCGACCAAUUUGUAACAGCGUAUUUGGACGAUAUCCUGAUUUAUUCCGAAACUCUAUCGGAACACAAGGAACAUAUUCAAAAAGUUUUGAAGGUACUUGAUGAGAAUCAUGUCCAUCUUAAACCCGAGAAGUGUGAGUUUAUGGUUCAAGAAACGAAGUAUCUUGGUUUGAUUCUCACCCCGGAUGGGAAUCGAAUGGAUCCGAAGAAAGUUGUCGAUGUUUUGGAGUGGUCUAUACCAAGGAACCUUCAUGAUGUUCAAGUAUUUUUGGGAUUUGCCAAUUUCUAUAGACGGUUUAUUUUGGGAUAUUCGAAAAUUGUUGCUCCGCUUACAGCUUUGACGAAAAAGAAUGUUAAAUUCGAAUGGACGGAUGAAAGGGAGGAAGCAUUUCAGACAUUGAAAAGGAUGUUUACCACAGCACCGAUACUUGCGCAUUUUGAUCCGGAUCGGAGGAUUGUGGUGGAAACCGAUGUAUCCGACUAUGUUUCUGCCGGAAUCUUGUCCCAACGCGACGACGAGGGAAUUUUGCAUCCAGUUGCUUUCUUCUCAAAGAAGCAUUCCCCUGCGGAAUGCAACUAUGAAAUCUAUGAUAAAGAACUCCUGGCAAUUGUACGAUGUUUUGAGGAAUGGCGACAUCAUUUGGAAGGAGCACAAUUUCCAAUCGAAGUCCUCAGCGAUCAUAGGAACCUCGAAUAUUUUAUGUCAACAAAGCUAUUAAACCGUCGACAAGCCCGUUGGUCGGAAUUUCUUUCACGCUUCGAUUUCGUCAUUCAAUUUAGACCAGGGAAACAAGGGGUAAAGCCGGAUGCAUUAACUAGGAGGUCGGGUGACCUACCUAAGGAGGGGGAUGAACGGUUGAUGCAUCAAAGCCAGGUGGUUUUGAAGCGAAAAAAUUUGGAUUCAAAGCUAAGUUUGUUCGCGGGUUCUUUUUCAAAUGAAUCCGCUGAAGGAAUGUCCACUGUAGAAGAGUUAUUUUUAAAUGCUUACCAAGUUGACAGUUUCCCGAACAAAGUACUCGCGAUGCUUCGGAACGGUAUCCGUCAUUCGAAUAAGAUCUCGCUUGCCGAAUGUAUGGAAGAUAACAACGGUCGGCUACUUUACCGUGGUGCACUCUAUGUACCGGACGUCAACGACCUUCGGUUAAGACUUUUGAAGGAAUAUCACGAUAAACCAUCAGCAGGACAUCCCGGUAGAGCGAAGACUCUGGGGCUCCUGAAUCGAGAGUACUACUGGCCACAGAUGCGAAAAUAUGUCGACCAGUACGUUAGGAAUUGCAAUGUGUGUGCCCGUAGCAAGGCACCACGCAAUGCACCUUAUGGGGUACUUCGACCUAUGCCAAUACCCGAUGGACCAUGGAGGGAUGUAUCAAUGGAUUUCGUUACUGACCUUCCGGAAAGCGAUGGAUAUAAUGCGAUAUUGGUGGUAGUAGAUCGACUGACCAAGAUGCGACAUCUGAUUCCUACAACUAAAGAGGCGGAUUCAAAAGAAGUAGCGAGGAUGUACAUCGAUAAUGUUUGGAAAUUACAUGGACUUCCUGAAACUAUGGUAUCGGAUCGAGGAACACAAUUUGUUGCGGAAUUCUGGAGGUCCCUUUGCGAUCGUUUGGAAAUAUUGCCAAAAUUCUCUACAGCGUUUCACCCCCAGACGGAUGGACAAACGGAAAGAAUCAAUGCUGUGAUGGAACAAUACCUUCGAAGUUAUGUUUCUUAUCAACAGGACGACUGGGUUCGAUGGUUGCCAAUGGCCGAGUUUGCAACAAAUAACCAUGCUUCUGAAACGACGAGAAUCUCUCCAUUUUACGCCAACUCAGGGAGGAAUCCAAGAAUGACUUUUGGUCCUUUGGAACAUGGUAGGACGACAGCGGAGGAUCAGGCCAAUAGUAUUGCAAGGGAGAUGAAAGAUAUAUUGGAUUUUCUAAAAGAUGAACUAUUUCGAGCGCAAAAGAUUCAAGAAGAGUCCGCCAAUAUACGUCGGACUCCAGCACCUCACUACCGUGUAGGGGAUAAAGUUUUCUUAUCGACCAGCCAUGUCCUUACUAAACGACCAUCGAAAAAACUUGAUUGGAAACGUAUUGGACCGUACGUCGUGAAACGGAUCGUUAGUCCUUACGCCUAUGAGUUGGAACUCCCUCGUUCUAUGAAAGUUCAUUCUGUAUUCCAUGUUUCUUUAUUGUCGUCUGCAGCAAACGAUCCUUUACCAGGACAACAACAGUUACCACCACCGCCGGUCGAAGUUGAAGGACAGGAGGAGUGGGAAGUUGAAGAUAUUUUGGAUUCCAGGGAUCGUCGGGGAAGAUUUGAAUAUUUGGUUAAGUAUGCCAGUUAUGACGAAGCUUCGUGGCAGCCAAUAUCGGAUGUUGAACAUUCACCCGAUAUUGUCAAACGAUUUCACAAACGAUAUCCAUGGAAGCCUAAGCCUACCAGGAGUCCCCGUUAUACAGGAUCCACCCCGAAGGCGAAGCCCCUACCGUCUGCCCACCGCCGCUUCUUCGCCACCAGGACUACCCCCUGCCCCAUCGCCAAUGCCGAAAGGCUGUCGGCAACCCUCCCCCGCCUCUUCGGUCAAGCUCUGGCCCGAAGCCACCAAGUCGCCCCUGUCACCUCCCUCACCGUCACCAUCAACAACAGAGGCACAGUCUCUGUUACCGCUCCUCCCACCGUCCCAUCAACGGUCUACGUACCCUUCUUCGAGGCCCUCACCACGAUUCUGAACAUGGAGGAAUGCCUAGAGGAGAUCUUGCCCUCCGCGCUUAAACUAGCCGUUGGCAUCACCCCCGCUGCCGUCCGUUUCCUAAACACGGACGAAACCUCCCGCUCCUCCAAGGCCACCACCUCUGUCAUCGUCUCCAUGAUGGCGGAAGAGGCAGCAACCAUUGGAACCACUAUCCGCCUCUUCUCCCGCCCCAGACGCUGCAACGUCAUGUGGCGAGCAUCCCCCACCACACAAUGCAGGAACUGCUGCAAACUUGGCCACGCCACCCAGGGAUGCAGGUCCCCCGUCGCCUGCCCCCUGUGCACCCUCCCCCACAAGCUCCAAGACCACCGCUGCCCAGUUGCCACGUGCAAAGGAGCAUCGGCGCCUCUUGAAAACUGCUGCGAAAUCUCUCCCUCCAAGUGCGUCAACUGCAACGGGACCCACCGCUCCUUCGCCCCAGCCUGCCCCAGCAGGAAACCCACCACUCCCCCGACCCCCCCCAACCCCCAGACCGCGAUGGAAAUCUCAUAA